Molecule: messenger RNA, 382 nt
Organism: Anoplophora glabripennis (Asian longhorned beetle)
Lineage: Eukaryota; Metazoa; Arthropoda; Insecta; Coleoptera; Cerambycidae
Product: endocuticle structural protein SgAbd-6-like
Exons: 3
Coding region: 74-376 (100 amino acids)
Cellular component (GO): chitin-based extracellular matrix
Molecular function (GO): structural constituent of chitin-based larval cuticle
Source: RefSeq, a predicted model, not a curated record
AUAUAAAGAAUUUUACAUCCCAAUACAAGCAAUUCCAUAUUGUCUUCAGUGCAAUCAACAAGUACAAUCCAAAAUGAAAGUAUUUAUCGCCAUCGCUGCUUUAGUAGCUGUAUGCAUUGCUGCCCCUCCAGAUGCUACAGUCCUGAAAAAUGAACUUGAAAACAUUGGUGUCGAUGGAUACACAUUUGACGUCGAGACCAGCGACGGUUUGAAACGCACUGAACAGGGAGUUCUCAACAACAUCGGGACAGACAAAGAGAGCCUGAAGGUCACAGGAAGCAUCAAGUGGGUGGAUCUUGACGGAACACCAUAUUCACUUGAUUUUGUUGCUGAUGAAAAUGGAUUCCAACCCACUGGAGCUCACCUUCCCCACUAAUAUUUA